Messenger RNA from Eufriesea mexicana, 3745 nucleotides. RefSeq lists its product as uncharacterized. The transcript is spliced from 10 exons. The record is from RefSeq and is a predicted model, not a curated record. NCBI's taxonomy places the organism in Eukaryota, Metazoa, Arthropoda, Insecta, Hymenoptera, Apidae. The coding region runs from base 326 to 2923 and encodes 865 amino acids.
UCUAUUACUGGAAUAAAUAUACGACACAAUCAACCGGGAACUGGAGUAGCACCCUACAAGUACUGGUUGGCAGAUUGGAUACUCAGAGGACGAGCGUCAAGCAACGCCUCGUUACCCAAGCGAUCGCUUACUCGCUCACUGGCAAGAAGAGCGGCAAGAGAGGCGUGUUGGUUGCGGCAGGUCACGAGGAACGGGUCUUAAGAUGGCCUACAUUAUCCGGCCUUAUCGGUGAGAGAAGCGGCGGUUGGGUCGAGGAAGAAACAGAGAGGAGGGUAGACCACGUGGCGGGAGGAGCGGUCGAGAUAAUAGCUGGACAGGAAGAAAAAUGGGACAAGCUUGGUGCAAGGAGAAGACCACGAAGGCUCAGGACUCCAAGUCCCCUUUGGAUCGGGUCUUCGUGCGUUGUGCGCAUCGGUUCUACCCCGGCUUGAAGGAGGAGGGAUCGGUCCUAGGUGGCGCCACGCAAAGGGUGACGAGCUCUGAAAUAGGCUACGCUGGUUCACCGCCAAGGGAGGUGCUCACCAGGGGCAGAAGCAUAGAUUCCGUGGACAGGCCUUUUCAUCCGAGCGACUGGGUCGACGUGAACCUCGAAGUGCCGAGCACACCGAGGGCGAGCUCGGUGCUCACGAAUUUAACCGUCGACACGAGCCUCUAUCCGGCCACCACCCCCACGUCCAGCUGUUCGAACCUGAAGGACGUCACGCCGAUUCCACCGCCCAGGCGUCGAAAACGGAACAAGGGCAGGCCCCUGCCGCCUAAACCGGACGAGGUCACAGCUGAGAACCCGUCGAGCGGUCUGAAGCGGCCGGAGGCAAGUGACGAGCCGUUAUACUCGUCGGUCAGGUCACCGAAGAGCAGCGAAGAUGAGCAGGAGGCCGGAGAGGACAGUAGACAGGGCAAACAUCGGUCGCGCGACGAUGGAAGCCGCGAUGGAAGAAGAACGAAGGAGAUUUACGAACACAAGGUUAACGGGACCGGAAGGAUAAUAUCAAGCGACAUGGUUUCCGGAAAGAGGACCUUCGAAAACAGCCAGCACCAGCGCAAGGCUCACGAGAACGAGGAAUACGAGAAAUUCGCUAGGAACCGGACAACCAAGGACUCCUCGACUCCUAAUCGCGAUGAGAAGAGGAGGUCGAGGGAGGUCGAGAAGCAAAUCAAGGAUUCCUCGAGAGAGAUGGAGAAAUCGAGCAGCAUCGCAAGGACCAAGAACUACAGCACCGUCAGUCUGCCGAAUUACGACGAGUUGGACGUGGCCAGGCAUCGGCCGAAAGGAACAGACGACCAUGAACACCAACAGGACAAAACGAGGAGGUCCAGGAGACCCGUCAGGAGCAGCACAGGAUCGCUUCCGGCUGAAUCCUUCCUCUCGCCAUUUUCCGAGAAAACUAGCGUGCGAUUGGAAGACUACAUUCCUAGGUCUGAUAACCUAUCGCCGUAUCAAGUCUUGGAGAAGCUGGACUGUGGCACGAAUGGGGUGGUGAGAGACGAAUUCGUGAGGUAUGACCCGAGUAAAUCAGAGGAUUGGGAGCUAGGAGACAUGGGUAGUUGCGAAUUGAAUCGUCAACACCGGCUCUCCUUUGAUGGCACUCCCGGGAUCAAUGACGAAAAACGAGUUCGUGAGGAAGAGGAAGAUGUCGUUGAUUUCUCGAUCGGUCGAGAGGAUGAAAGAAGAUCCCCUUCGUUGGAUCGAGAUGCUUCCAGAUCUCCAGUCUACAUAGAAAAGCCAGAAGCGUUUGGAAAAACACCGUCUAUGGUAGUUGGCCAGCCGGAGUACAAGGAAGUGGAUCCAAAUAGGACUCACUUGAGGUAUUUUGAUCCACCUAUGCUGACGGAUAGUUGCAAAAUUUCUUCUGCCUGCGACACAUCAGGGGUCAAAGAACCGUUUUUUCUGGACGAGGUGAAACAUCGUUCAGUUCUAGAUACGAUCGGGGGAUCCAACGAAGGGAAGCCGGAAUCCGAUCGAUCGGGGCAAUCGAGAAUGACGUUCGCCAGAAGCCUGUCGAAUGAAAGCGAGCCGAACGAGGACACCUACGAGGCUAAAGAGUUACACUGUCACGCGACUAAGCUGAUCAGGACCAUUUCCGAGGAGUCUUUACCACGCGAGAUGCUUGAAGAACCGGACCUGGACGAUCUCUACGAUGAGAAACUGGCCAAGAACGUGCGCAACAAUCUAAAGAAAAACCUAGACGACUGGAAGAUCAGCACGCCGCCACCGAGCCCCGAAAUGAGGAUCAAGUCUGAUACUAUAGACUCAGACCACUCGACCUUAUUAAAAAUCCUUAAAGAGGAGGCUGCGGAGGGAAGUAACCUGAGCUCGAUGACACCUAGCCUGACUGAGCUGGAGGCUGCUUUAUCAGAUAUGUUGGAGAAGGAAGACUCGCAGGAAGGGUCUAAGGAGGAUAAUAAAUUCAACGUAGCCAACGAACAGGUCUUCAAACAACUAGAACCACAGAUCCAGAUGAAUUCUGAUGGUUUGAAAAGUAAGGAAGGUGGAGCAAAAACAGAUUGGAAUCUAGUCGAUCGAGAGUCUAAGGGGGAGGAUGAAGCUCCAACGUCCCUGAAACAGAUUCUAGAGGACAGAAAACCAGUCACUGGAAGAAAGGUUUCGUUCUGUUCGUGGGAGGAGUCCAUUGCGAAACUGGAAUCUCAAAAUGAUCGAGAAUUUGCUGAUCUUGAUAAAUGGGUUACUCCCAGAGGCGACGAGGAUCGAGGAAUGGCGAACACAGGAAGUCCCACGGAUCUUCCACCAGAGAAACCUAGCAGGCUGAACAGGAGUCUAGAUGAUCUUAUGGAGAACAUGGACGCUGUUCCUACGCCGCCUAGAAGGAAGAACAAGAGUCUUGGCCCGGUCAAGAAGGAGUCUGAAGUGGCACAAAAUGGCUCUGCCCUUUCUGAGCACCUUUCAAAUGACAGACUUAUUUAAUCGUCUUUAGUGAUGAUCUUAGGAGUAUGUUUCUUGAAGGAAUAGUUACUCGAGGGAAGAGUUGGUGGAACAGAUGUAGCAAGGUCGUAAAUUAAGGCAUUAAUUGCUCUUUAAAUGUCACUCUUUUACAUAUGUUCAUGUAUAGAAAGAGAACUAUGAAGACAAGUGAGAAACCAAUGACUAUGGCAUGUGCGAUGAACAUCAAUAAAUAUAUCAUUUGUGUAUAUUUUUCUAGAUGUAUAUAUGUUAGUUGUGUAUGUAUACUUAUGCAACUUUGUAUGAUGCACGUUUAUUGUUUGAAGAAUAGCAAAUGGUGUGUUUCUGGAACCUGUUUACUAAGUUGUAUAUUAUACAACAUUGUCUAACUAUAUUACAAAGGAAAAGAUAAUUCCAAGUAUGUAGCUAUAUCUUCAUUAGUACGUUGUACUAUUCUUUUCAAUUUGAUGACCUCAUUCUAUCAGUUCCACCAACAGUGUAAGGAAUGUUUGAAACGAAUAGUUCAAAACAAGCAUGCCGGGAAAUGGUAAAAUAGACUUGUCUGUUUGACUCGAUGAAGUUAGAGUAAUUGUACUAUCAAUAUGUUGACGAUUAUGAACAAUUUUAUGAGUUGUUGCUGCUGUAACGUGGAUCGUAAUAAAGAUUAAACUGCUCGUUCGAUUAUUUCGUGAAUUGGUUCGAUGGACUUUGAGAUCGGUCCAGACGAAAAUUCUUAGCCGAGGCUCCCCCUCACGGCAAACUUUCUAACGAACUUGCCGCUUCCGAAGAAGCGACGACGUCCUUCGAAAAUCGCGAAACUUCGUUCGAAAAGUUUUCGAUCAAUGG